CUCCGCGAGACUACAUGUGAGUUGCCCGCAGCAGCUUGGCCGCCCCCCCGCACCCCCACAGCGCACAUUCAUUUAAGCGGAGGCGACACACCACGCCGCAAGACAGUAUGACCGAGACUGAUGUUGAUAAUGAGCUCCUGGAUUAUGAAGAGGAUGAGGAGCCACAAGGAGCCCCUGAGAGCGCAGCCCCUACCGGCAAGAAGGAGGUGAAGGGCUCCUAUGUGUCGAUCCACAGCUCGGGUUUCAGGGACUUUCUUCUCAAACCAGAGCUGCUUCGUGCCAUUGUUGACUGUGGUUUUGAGCAUCCUUCAGAAGUCCAGCAUGAGUGUAUUCCUCAAGCCAUUCUGGGCAUGGACAUCCUGUGCCAGGCCAAGUCUGGUAUGGGGAAGACGGCUGUAUUUGUAUUGGCCACCCUGCAGCAGAUAGAACCAGUGGAUGGUCAGGUAUCAGUCCUUGUGAUGUGCCACACACGAGAGCUGGCCUUCCAGAUUAGCAAAGAGUACGAACGCUUCUCCAAAUACAUGCCCAAUGUCAAGGCAGCUGUGUUCUUCGGUGGCCUGACCAUAAAGAAGGACGAGGACGUCCUUAAGAAGAACUGCCCCCACAUUGUUGUUGGAACACCUGGGCGUAUUCUGGCCCUCAUCCGCAACAAAUCCCUCAACCUGAAGAACGUCAAACACUUUGUCCUUGAUGAGUGCGAUAAGAUGCUGGAGCAGUUGGACAUGAGGUGUGAUGUUCAGGACAUAUUCAGGCUGACGCCACAUGAGAAACAAUGUAUGAUGUUCAGUGCCACACUAAGCAAGGAGAUCCGCCCUGUCUGCCGCAAGUUCAUGCAAGAUCCCAUGGAGGUGUUUGUGGAUGAUGAGACCAAGCUGACGCUCCAUGGCCUGCAACAGUAUUACUGCAAGUUGAAGGACAGCGAAAAGAACCGCAAGCUCUUCGACCUGCUCGACGUGCUUGAAUUCAACCAGGUGGUGAUCUUUGUGAAGUCUGUGCAGCGUUGUGUGGCUCUUUCCCAGUUGCUGGUGGAGCAGAACUUCCCUGCCAUCGCCAUCCACAGGGGCAUGGUCCAGGAGGAGAGGCUAUCCCGUUACCAGCAGUUUAAAGACUUCCAGCGGAGAAUCCUGGUGGCCACAAACCUGUUCGGCAGAGGCAUGGACAUCGAGCGAGUCAACAUCGUGUUCAACUACGACAUGCCAGAGGAUUCUGACACGUAUCUUCACAGAGUGGCCCGCGCUGGCAGGUUUGGAACCAAAGGCCUGGCUGUCACCUUUGUGUCAGACGAAGUCGACGCCAAGAUCCUGAAUGACGUGCAGGACCGCUUUGAGGUCAACGUGGCAGAGCUACCAGAGGAGAUCGAUAUAUCCACCUACAUCGAGCAGUCCAGAUGAGUUUGAAGCCUGAUGAUUGUGGGUCCCCCCCCCCCCCCCCCCGGUGUCGAACCUUUAUUUUAAAAGUUCCCGUCUCUCAAGUUCGUUUUCCGUUUCCGAAUGACACAACACUUAAAUUUUUUUAUUCAUGUUCUUGGGAGGUUUUUUAUUUUAUUUUAUUUUUCCUUGUUAUACUCGUGUAUUGUUUGAUUAAUAAACUUUUUAUACCAUUUUGGCGUGUUGGUUUUUAAUAUUGUGAGCCGUCAGUAACAGUAAAAGGGGAUACUGGGUUUAUUAUCUACUCGGACUGCAACGUAAAGGGACUGACAUACACGUUAAGUAAAUCUUGGCCCUCCCGUUCUCCAACAUGUAAACAAGUUGGAAGACCUAAUGUGCGUCAAUAUUCUGCCAAUCUUCGGCAAUUACGGAUACCAAGUAGGAUAAUUUGGAACCGCACAAGUUGAGUUAAAAUAAAACGUCACAUGAAACCUGAGCACGGUGGCCGGUUCAGUCACAUGGCCUGGCCAGCCGGUACUUGUGACAGCAAUAAGGCCCGUGUCCGAAGACACGAGCUCGUCGAGGUAAUUAUAGAUCCAAACAACAUUUUAGGGAGUGCGACCCCAUCUGUUAAAAGACAUUUUUAAAGGAAAAAGAAAACAUUCUCACAAAACAUCAACCAUGACGCAUUUGGAUGCAACAAAAAAAAAAAAAAUUUCAUUUAAAAUAGUUGGUCUUGGUCCAGGUUUUGCCGAGGGGCUGUCUCGGUUCCAGAUGGUGCCCUGUUUCAUUUAACGCUCUGAGCUAAAAGGAGACAGCCGAUCAUUCAUUACCAUCUACAGGUUUACUUCUCGAUGGCGUGCAAUAUCGGAUAACUGAAGAUGGCUCCUUCGGUGGUUCACGGGGCUUCUUCCCGUAAAACGUGGCGAUUUUGUCAAGUUUCUCUUGACUAAAAAUGGAAGAAAAAAAAAAAGUGUCAAUUUGUCGUCUUACUUUACGCUCCGUUGGGAGUGUUCUUCCUACCACUACCCCAAAGAUUAUUCUGCUGCGGGAAGUGGGGUCGUUUUGCUCGGUGCGUUGCGAGAUAUCGAGUCAUAAAUACCGUUUCACAGUCACAAAGGCGAGGUGGCGCCCCUAUCGAGCGCCGUGUCCCCCGUUGCUGUCAAAAAGGUCAGAGUUUCAGUGCUGAACGUGGUACAGUGUUGCUCUUCGUCUUGUUUUUCGCCUCAGGUAGUCUUCUCGAGGGUCUCAAAAUAUCUCCGCGCACCUGGCCAAGCA
Lampris incognitus (smalleye Pacific opah) is the source of this 2645-nucleotide messenger RNA. RefSeq names its product ATP-dependent RNA helicase DDX39A-like. The record is from RefSeq and is a predicted model, not a curated record. Bases 108 to 1391 code for a protein of 427 amino acids. Lineage: Eukaryota; Metazoa; Chordata; Actinopteri; Lampriformes; Lampridae. Gene Ontology annotation, biological process: mRNA export from nucleus; mRNA splicing, via spliceosome. Gene Ontology annotation, molecular function: RNA helicase activity; RNA binding; ATP binding. The transcript is spliced from 10 exons.